This is a messenger RNA of Melanotaenia boesemani (Boeseman's rainbowfish), 4871 nucleotides long. Its product is annotated as kinesin-like protein KIF27. Gene Ontology annotation, biological process: mitotic spindle organization; microtubule-based movement. The record is from RefSeq and is a predicted model, not a curated record. NCBI's taxonomy places the organism in Eukaryota, Metazoa, Chordata, Actinopteri, Atheriniformes, Melanotaeniidae. The coding region runs from base 237 to 4184 and encodes 1315 amino acids. The transcript is spliced from 15 exons. Gene Ontology annotation, molecular function: microtubule binding; ATP binding; microtubule motor activity.
GAGGCGGCGGUUUCCCUAGCAACCAAAAAGUGUCAACAAACGUAACGGGAUAAAGUUAAAAAACAACAUGACAAAUUGCGACCAUGGUAGAGCAACGUAUACAGCCAUUGGUUUACAGUUUGUCCUGAUAAAAUGUAGUUUGUCGACUCUUGAGCAGUUUUAAAAACUCGUUUAGAGUUUAGUCACAUCUCAGUCGCAGUGAACCAAAACAAACUACGUCUCUGUGUUUUACCCAAAUGAGCGAGGUGUGUAUCCGGGUGGCGGUCCGUAUCCGUCCCUUGCUGCCCAAAGAAGUCCUCCACCACCACCAAGUGUGUGCGCGAGUGGUGCCAGGCUCCACGCAGGUGAUGCUCGGCUCGGACCGCGUCUUCUCUUUUGACCACGCGUUUGGACCGACGGCCAGCCAGGAUGAGGUGUACGAGUCCUGCGUCCAGCCCCUGGUGGAGUCCCUCAUCGACGGCUACAAUGCAACCGUUUUUUGUUAUGGACAAACGGGGUCAGGCAAGACGUAUACACUGGGAGGCGGGAACCAAGAUGAAGAGGGAGGAAUUAUUGAUCGUGUGGCCCACGAUGUGUUCAUGUUACUGGGAGACAAAAUGAAGAACAAUGACAGUAUGGAGACCAUGGUGCGGGUCUCCUACGUGGAAGUGUACAAGGAGGAACUACGCGACCUAUUGGAGCUCCACACCAUCCACAAAGAGCUUCAUAUUAGAGAGGAUGAGAGGGGAAACACGGUGGUGGUGGGAGCCAAAGAGAUGGCUGUCACCUCAGCAGAGGAGCUGCUCAGUGUUCUAGAGAUUGGCAAUGCUCUGCGCCACACUGCUGCUACAGGAAUGAAUGAGCACUCCAGUCGUUCGCACGCCAUUCUUACCCUUCAGGUCAACAUUUGUUGCCACAGUAACAGCAAUUCCUUCUCAAAAUCCUCAAAACUCUGUCUGGUUGACCUUGCUGGUUCUGAACGUGCAGGAAAAACUGCAGACACUGGGACACAACUCAAAGAGUGUGCUCAUAUCAACACAGGCCUUCUUGCACUCAGUAACGUUAUCCGUGCCCUCUCUGACAUUGCUCGAAAUCGUCAUGGUAACAGCUCAAGCAGAGUACAUGUACCAUACAGAGAUGCCAAGAUCACCCGCCUCCUUCGUGAGUCACUGGGAGGCACUGCCCAUACGCUAAUGGUGGCAUGUGUAAGCCCCUCCCACCACUUUGUUGCUGAAACUCUAAAUGUCCUCCGGUUUGCUUCCAAGGCUCGUCAAAUUCGCAACAGUCCAGGAAGAGUAUCUGUCCAAACAGAUGUGAAAUCAUGCCUCACGACCUGGCAUCCCAGUGAGGCUCGACUUGGGGAACUGGAAUAUGAAGUACAGACAUUAAGAGAGCUCCUGAAAGACAGGAUGAAGGACAUGGAGAUGGAAAGGGAGAAGACAGGGGGGAGCGAUAGAGAAGGGGAACACCUCAAACAGUCCAGUCAGGUCAGGAUAUUUGAACCAGAUCAGAAGGUUAGCCAACAGGAAGUGUGGCAGUACUGCGUCUUGGUGCAGGAAGCUGCAGCUCUCCUUGCAGAUAUCUCUGGCCCGUCUCCAAGUCUUUCUUUCAAGCAGCAACUGGAAGACUGGCAGGAGAGACUGGAAGCUGUCAGUCAGUCUCAUCAAACUGAUGACAUAGGCUGUUCAGAGGGUCAUAGAGACCAACCUUUGAAACUUAGAGAGGAGCUGUACAAAUGCCAGGAGACUCUUCGCAUAAAAGAACAGUUAUUGGAGCAGAAAGAUGCUGAACUGAGACAGGUCCAAGCAGAAGUUGAGAAACUUCUUCAGGAAAGGAGAACCCACCUUACAGCCCUAGAGGAAGAAAAGAAGCAUACUCAAAUACAGACAGAGCAACUGGUGAACCAGCAGAUUUUGAUUGACCGUCUUCGCAGCAACUUCAUAAGCUUUCGUGAGACAACCUCAAGGGCAACUGCAGAAGCAGAGGCUUCAGGGGACUUUGGUAAAAGACCCCACAGUGUCCCCCUGAUAGCAAACAGCUGUGUUCGAAGGCCUACCAGAAAGAUUCACUCCAGUCCACCAAUGUAUUCACUGGAGAGGAUAAUGGCAGCUUUUAAGCUGCGUGGCCAUCUCUUGCUGGCUGAGAUUGAAGAAAAUGAUGAUGUUUACUGUCCUUUCACUAAACAAGAGGCAGAGAGCAAAGACAGGGGUCAAGAGAAUAAAGAGGAGAUGAACAGUUUCAUGGACAGAACGGGAUUGAGGUCAUCUUUGAACCGAACUUGGACCUGCCGACAAAGGAAGUUGGCUUUUAAAGAGCAAAGCAGUGGAUUGAAUGACACAUGCAACGGAAACCCAAUAGUACAACAGCCUCAGCAGACCACAGACGCCAUGGAAAGCCAACACAAGCUAAAUCAAAUGAGGAAGGCGAGAAGAGCAAGUGCUACCGAGAGAAGGAUUCAUGGUCUGUCAGUUAACAUGCGCAUGAAAGAGGAGCUCAUCAAAGAACUUGACAAAACUGAAAAGGAAACUCACGCAGUGAACAGACACAGCAGGUGCAGCAGUGACAGUGGAGAAGCGGGUGUGUUGGUAAGACUUUCUAUGCAGAGCCAGCAGGUGCGAACAGAAGUUUACCACAGCCUGCAACACAUGAAACAGCAGAAAGUAGAGCUUCAGAACAGCCUCAGGCAGCAGAGAGAGACUGACGACAGCAACAAAAACCUGCAUCACAGUGGGGGGCAAAGUGCAGGGUAUUCAGCUGUGUGCAGAGAUUUUCUCCAAGAGGAGUCAAACACAGGGCUGCAUGCCAGUAGUUGGUUAGAGAAAGAGGAGGAGAAGGUUCUUCAGAAGAGAGCAGAGCUGCAGUGGCUGAAGGAAGAGCUGAAGAAGAGAGAGGAGCUGCUCCUGAGCAGGGAGGCCUACCUGCAACAGAAAAAUAAAUUAGAAAUCAAGAUGCUUCAUACCAGCCAGACUGUGAAUCAGGAGCUGCUGCAUGUGUCAAUGCAGUUGAAGUCUGUAGAGGAGAAGCUUCAGAACUUUAGGAAUGUGAGAGAGACUGGAGGAGUUACCAUAGAGGAAAUGGAGAAGAAGAGAGAUAUGCUUAAGAUGAGGAGAGACACUCUGAAUGUCCAGCUCAGGAACAAUAGAGCUCUUACUGAGGAGGAGGAGCAUUUCCUUCUCCAGCUGGAGGAAACUAUAGAAGCUCUAGAUGCAGCACUGGAAUUUAAAAACCACUCCAUCCAGGACAAGAAGAAGCAGUUUUUGGUCACAGAGACAUCUUUAGAUCAAUCACAAAGUACUGAGCCUGCCCAACUUUGUGAUGUUAUCAGAAGGCUGAAGGAGCUCCAACUACCGGAGGCUUUGGAGCUGCUUGUCAAAUAUUUCAACAAGGUUGUUUGUCUCCGAGAGGCAGAGCGCUGUUUACGUUUGCGGUGUGAAGAGCUGGAGCUUCAUGUUGAAGAGCAAGAGGCUGUGCUAAAAGAGAUGGAGGCCUCCAUCCAGCUCCUGGCCCUGUAUGCGGACCGCAGACUCACGCAGCAGCACAGAGACCACCAGAACGACAUUCAGCUACUACUACAGGAUAUCAAAGAGGAUGUUUCAGGAGAGACACAACAGGUAAAACAAGGUAGACUGCAGCAUCUGGAGAAGGAGCUGUUUUUCUACAAAAGCUCCACCCGCCAGCUCAAAAAGAAACUCAAAGAACUACUUAGUGAUGCCAUACACCCCGACAAUCAGCCCUCAAAAACCCAGGAGCAGAGACAAAUGCACAAUGUGCAGAUGGAAGGAUGUGCAAAUGAUUCCCAACCUAAUUCUGUGGAUGCACCAACAAGGACACAUAUCACAACAACAUACACAAAAAUAUACUCUAAACAAACAGACACAAUGUCACACAGAGAUUCUCGUACAGACAGACUUUCACAUCAAACACAGUGUCCCUCUUUAUCCUCUGAGUAUCAAGUACAAAAAAAGACAAAAAUGUCUGGGUGCAAGCAGAUACUCACACAGGCUCACGGGAGUGGUGUAAGAGGUCAGUCAGGGGAGAGUUUAGAGAUGACACCUGUCCAACUGUGUCGUCGAGAGCUGAGACAGAUUUCUCUAGUUGACCUGCAGGUCUCUGGCUCUGCUACAAGGAGACUGCAGUCUGUUGAUACCACUACAGAGUCUGUGAUAGAGGACUCCAUAGAAGUCUCCAAAAACAAUGACAUGUAAUAUUGCAUCAUUUGAGGACCUAGCAAUUUGCUGUACAAAGAUACAGAAAUUGUCUUUCACUUAGUAAUGGCUACUGCCUUGGUGUCAACAAACUUAUCAGUAAGUAGUAUGGUGUAAAAAUGCUUGUGUAUUGUUUGGAGGAUUCUUAAGACUUUGUUCCGCUUUCGAGGUGUGAGAAAUGACCAAAAUUUAUUCUGAGUUUCAAAAACAUGUCUGUGUUUUGUUUUUUCUUUUCUUUAUUUCAGGACAGAUUAGAUUGAAACUUUCUAUUUAGUGUUAUCAGAACAUCUCCGCAGUUAUCACAAUAAAAUAUUGUACAGCACUACACUUGUUUGUUCCUCUACAUUAUUUGGGAGUUGUAACAAUAACGCUGUUAACUGAGAGGAAAAACUUUAAAACUAUACUACUAUUUCUAUGUCAUAAAUCAUUCUGACAAAUGUGUUGUGCACAAAACUUAUAAUCCUAUAUAUGUUGUCUUUAUACAGUAACAUCUGCAUCAAUUAAAUUUAUUCUGCCACUAUUUUUCUGCACUAUUUGCAAAAAAAAAAAAAAAAAGACAAAAAAUGUGUUUAGGUCUUCCUUGAACUAUUAGAUGUUGAUCAGUGUGUGAUGUGUUUAUUUAUUUAUUUAUUUGUAGUCAUUUUCAUUGUUACAUGCAUUCAAAAUUUGAUUAAAUAUAUCCAACUA